AUGGCCCGGGGGGAGGUGCUCCUGCGGGGCACCUCUUCCUUGGACCAGCUGUGGCGCAUCCUUGGUGCACUGCCGGGACCCUGGCCGCCUCUGCUGGCAAGAGCAGUGGAACACCUGCGGGCGCUGGACCCCGCAGCCCUGGGACACAAGGUCCCCCAGGAGCUUCUACGGCCCAAGCAGCUGCCGGGCCCGCCGCUGCUGGAGCGCCUACGUGGCUGCGGCGGUGGAGUCAGCGGUGGUGGUGAAAGCAGCGGCGGCGGCGGCGGCGGCGGCGGCGGUGGUGGUGGUGGUUCUGCGCCGCUGGAGCCCGCGCUCGUGGAUUUCAUUAUGGCGUGCUUGCGGCUGGACCCGGAGGCUCGGCUGACGGCAGAGGAGCUACUGCGUAUGCCGUUCCUAGCGGACGUGGGCGAGGUAAUCGCUGGCAAUCCUGUGCUGAAGGGGCUCUUUGAUGCACUGGCAGAGGAGAUGGCAGAGGCGAAGGCGAAGGCGAUGGCUGCAAGCGAUAGCGCUGGCGGAGCUGAGCGGGAAUUGGCGAUGACGAAGCUUCGAGACGAUGACGAAGCGCCUCUCCGCGAUGGCGCUUGGGCCAUGUACGGCGCCGUGGCAGAUCCUACCGCACCUGGUCAGGCUCGGAGCUGCGGGAGUGCCGUACAGGGCAUCUGCCAGGCGCGGGAGCAUCCGAGCAUCGGGGCUCAGCUUCCGCCGCCGCCGCCGUCUUCGCUGGCGGCAGCGGUGGUGGCGGCGGCGGCAGUGACAGUGCCGCCGCCGCCGCCGCUGUCUCUCGGAGAGCAUGUGACGGUGGCCAUGGCGGAGGAUACCCAUCUUCUGCAGGAUGUACGGUCGCCAGCGGGUACGACAGUGUCCCGCCACCGCCGCAGCUUGUCCGCCGGCAGUCGUAUCGAGGCACAGGACUCAAAGCUUGACGGCACACGGACGCUAUGGCGAUGGCCGCUGGCGCAGGCUGGUGAUAGGCAGGUCACAGCGGCAGCAUGGCCGUCGGACUUUGGGAUGCUAUCCUCGGGCCCCAGCGGUGCACUGGUGCAGUCGAGCGAGGCGCCGUCGCUGACGUCAGCGGCUCCACCGACAACACCGGCGCCGCCGACGCCAGGCAAUCGCAAGUUGAUGGCGCCGGGAACAGCCAUCUCCCAGCAAGUCUUGCCGCCGCCACCGCCGCCGCCGCCGCAACCGCAGUACCAGCAGCCGUACUCCGCGUACAGCCAGGACGAUCCCCUGUAUUGCCAAGAUGUUUUGACACCGGAGAAUGCGUUUUGGAUAGGAGCUGCAGUCACUGGUUAUGGAGGCGGCGCAGCUGUACGACGCGUCGUCAAGGGCCCAUCGCCUUUGCCGCGUAGCGCGUGGUCGCAGUCAGGCUACUAUUGGGGCACCGCCGAAGUCCUGUCGUACAGCGGCUGUAGCGCCCCUCAAUUCCAGCACGCGUCCCAACGGCAUAACGGGCCCGAUACCUGUACGGCUUAUGUAGCGGAGGCGGCAGUAGCGGCGGGUGUGGAACCCGCAGGCGCCCGUGGUGCCAACGGCAGCUUCAAACAGCAACUGCGGUCUACUGUGGAUAUGUACGGAAACAUUGAGGAAAACAAUUAUGCCGCGGCCGGCACCGGCAAGGACUUCCCGAGGGUGGAUGCUGUCAAUGGAGUAGGUGCCAGAGGGCAUGAUGGUGUUGAUGGCGAUAGCGGUUACCACAGCGCCUCACUAAGCCUCCGCCACACCCCACAAGCGCCACAGCGGUACGAAUCUGUGGAGGUGCCUGCUAGCAUUGGCGGAAGCGGCGACAUGGUCGAGUACGGCCGCGGUGGCGGCGGUGGCGGCGUCGAACCUCGCCAUGCCGCCGUGUUAGCAGCUUGGAAAGCUCUCUUUAACGACAUCCCCGAUGCCAGCGGCAGCGACGGCGACGGCGAUGGCACCGUAUGUUCUGUCUCAUCGGAGUUCCCUUCUUUGGAUCUCAACGACGGCGGCGCCAAUAACUACAAUCUUGGAACUCUCAAACACCACAACCACCAUCGCAAUCACCAGCUAUGCGCCACGGGAUCACAUCGCUGGCGGCGGACUUGUCUGGGCUACGUCUCCGCAGCUGGCGUCGCAAUCCCGUAUGCGGGUGCAUCUCUCCCCGCGGGGUCGGCGUUGGCGGCAGCUCCGGUGCCGCUGCCGCUGCCGACGGGGCCGGCGGCAGCAGGCAGCUGUGCUGCAACUUCAGGGCUGGCGAUGGACGAGGAGGCGAUUGUCGGCAGCCUUCCUGUCUCUCUUGGGGCGCCCUGCGGCAUGGACUGUAUUGCCGAGGAGGGCGCGGCCUGCGGCUCCUCCGGGCAGCAAGCAGCUGCGGCGCUGGAAGGCGUAUUUGACGUCAGCGUCGGCGUCGGCGAUGGCGACGGCGCACACGUCCAGGCCCGUUCGUACGGCAUCCACAGGUCGCUUUGCGACUCGGAUGAUGCAUGGCUCGAGGAGAUGGCGGCGUGGCGUGAGUGCGACGACAGCAAGACGGCGGCGGCAGGGCACUUUGGCACGACAGAGGCUGCAGCGGCGGCGCGCCCGCUAAAGUUGACGUCGCCUAAUAUCAACUUCCGCUGCAGGGGCAGCAAGCGCAGCGACAGCGGCGGCGGCGGUCACUGCCGCCGCUCAAUGCUUCCUUUGCGGUGUGUCGAAAAACGGGUCCUCAUCACCAUCCUCAUCCUCACCAUCCUCAUCACCAUCACCAUCCUCAUCUGCCUGAUGGGGGCGUUCAGUAGCGGGCAAAGGCGUUUUAUUGGCCAAAAAAUGGCGAUGGCUGUAUGUUGCGGAGGAAGGCACCGCGCGCGCAAGGGCUUGCACACGCCAUGUGUUUGA
Messenger RNA from Volvox carteri f. nagariensis, 2835 nucleotides. RefSeq lists its product as uncharacterized. NCBI's taxonomy places the organism in Eukaryota, Viridiplantae, Chlorophyta, Chlorophyceae, Chlamydomonadales, Volvocaceae. The transcript is spliced from 3 exons. The coding region runs from base 1 to 2835 and encodes 944 amino acids. The record is from RefSeq and is a predicted model, not a curated record.